AAAGAAUAAAUAUUCGAUUUAUAACUGUUUAAAUCAGUCCAGUUAAAUCAAGUCAAACCAUAAACAUGUCUCCAAAAUUGUACAUGACCCCCGCAAGCUCCCCAGUAAGGAGUGUUUUAUUGGUGGCCGAAGCAAUAAAUUUAAAUUUGGAAAAUCUGGAAGUCAAUCUUAUGGACCAGGAUCAGCUAACUCCUGAAUUUUUAAAAAUUAACCCUGAACACACAGUACCAGUUUUAAAUGAUGAUGGUUUUAUCUUGGCUGACAGCCAUGCCAUUAAUGUUUAUUUGGUUGAAAAAUACGGAAAAGACAGCAACUUAUACCCAAAGGACAUCAAGGAACGUGCCAUCGUAAACCACAGGCUUCAUUUUGAUAAUGGAACACUUUUUGUUAGAAUGGCAAACAUUAUAAGAUCAAUAUUUUUCAACAAUGAAAAAUCCAUCUCCCAAGAUAAAAUCGAUGCAAUUUUGGAGGCCUACAAAAUUAUGGAAACAUUUUUGCAGCAUGGACCCUGGAUGGCCGGUCAAAAUAUGACAGUUGCUGAUUUAGGAAUGAUUGCUACUGUUUCUAGCAUGGAUAUGUUAGUUCCAGUAAAGAAAGAUGAAUGUCCAAAACUGGCUUCUUGGAUGGGCAAAAUGGAAGCUUUACAUUUCUACUCUGCUAACAAGAAAGGACUUGAAAUGUUGGCUGCCCUUGUAAAAGCGAAAUUGGAAAAUUAAUUGUACUUUGUUGUCUUUUACAUGUAACGAAUACAUUUUUAUAAUCACGCUUUAGUUUAAAUAGACCCACAAACGUUUGCCAUGAUUCACAAAGUGAGUGUGAGAAAUAAUCAUUGCAAGACUUAUC
This is a messenger RNA of Brassicogethes aeneus, 843 nucleotides long. The record is from the annotation of a GenBank genome assembly. NCBI's taxonomy places the organism in Eukaryota, Metazoa, Arthropoda, Insecta, Coleoptera, Nitidulidae.